Sclerotinia trifoliorum is the source of this 1569-nucleotide messenger RNA. Lineage: Eukaryota; Fungi; Ascomycota; Leotiomycetes; Helotiales; Sclerotiniaceae. The record is from the annotation of a GenBank genome assembly.
AACUCACACUAAAGGUCCAAUUUAUUUAGUUCAUCGCGCUUCACGCUUCACGACUUUCCCUUGGCGUCAAAGCUUGUGUGGAGUGAAAGGUGCGGCUAAAUUGAAAAUACGCUAGGACGGUUUUCGUUGAUCUGAUCGUUGAGCUUCCCAAGUACCGGCACCCCUCUCCGCACAAUAUACUCUCCUCAAGCCCCACCACAAUAAUCUCGCACGUCGAUAUUGUUUUCGUCCUCUCAAAGACCGCCAUCAUGUCGAAUAAUCCACAAGAUGUUUUCAGGAAGUUGCAGAGAAUGGCAAGUGAAGCGGGCAGAACUGGUGGCGGAGGACCGGCACCAAAGGGAAUAGCAGGUGGAAUGGCUGCACUCAUUGGGUUGGGUGGAAUCAUGAUCGUUGGAAACAAUGCCCUUUUCAAUGUUGAUGGUGGUCACAGAGCUAUCAAAUAUACAAGAUUAGGUGGUGUUGGCAAGCAAAUUUAUAGUGAAGGUAUGGUUCUCAUUUUUCUUAGGCAAACAGGUCUCCAGGAAAUAAUGUGCUGACGUUACGAUUCGCAUUCUAGGAACACAUUUCAAGCUCCCAUGGUUUGAAACUCCUAUAGAUUACGAUGUUCGAGCAAAGCCACGCAAUGUCGCCUCCCUUACUGGUACGAAGGAUUUACAAAUGGUAAACAUUACCUGCCGUGUCCUCUCAAGGCCUCGAAUCGACGCCCUCCCUCAAAUCUAUCGGACGUUAGGUACCGAUUACGAUGAGAGAGUGUUGCCAUCUAUUGUGAACGAAGUUCUCAAGAGUGUGGUUGCGCAAUUCAAUGCUAGUCAGUUGAUCACCCAACGUGAGAUGGUUGCAAGAUUAGUCAGGGAGAAUUUGUCCAAGAGAGCAGCUAGGUUCAACAUCAUGCUUGAUGAUGUCUCUUUAACGGUAUGAUUUAUAUAUGGCAGUCCAAGGAAUAGAAACAUGCUAAUAUUUAACUAGCAUCUGGCAUUUUCUCCUGAAUUUACAGCGGCAGUUGAGGCCAAGCAAGUUGCACAGCAAGAAGCCCAGCGUGCAGCAUUUGUUGUUGACAAAGCACGUCAAGAGAAGCAAGCUAUGAUUGUUAAGGCCCAGGGAGAAGCACGAUCUGCGGAAUUGAUUGGUGAUGCUAUCAAGAAGAGUCGAUCAUACGUUGAUCUUAAAAGAAUCGAGAAUGCAAGAGCAAUUGCUCAAAUCAUUCAAGAAGCUGGUGGACGUAAUAAGAUGUAUCUCGAUUCGGAGGGUUUAGGAUUAAAUGUCACCGAGGCAUUUGAGGACAAAAACAAAAAGGCAUAAUGAAUUGGAAUUGUAAUGGCGAACAAAAUGGAAUCUCCACUGUACUACAAGCGUAUGUAGCAUGUAUUUUAUAUCCCCUGGGAGGUGCAAGGCGUGCCAUUCAGAGGUUAGGAACGAAGGUUUGAAUGCAUUAUUUGAGCAUACUUACGCCUUUUUAGCUGAUCAAAUUCUCACCACUGCCGAUCCAGUAAAAUGCGCGAAAGCGAUCUCAAGAAUCAAAAGGGGCUAUGAUCAGAUAUUUGCCGACUAAUUAAAUGUCCAGAGUUAAAC